AUGUUGUCUUCCACCAACAGAGGACGCUCUCAAGAUCCAAAUGUUUCUGAUUCCCUUGCGUUGUGUUCUCGGAUUUGUUUCCUCGACUGUAGCAUCUGCAAGCAAUCCCUCUCUACUAAACCAAACCUCCAGCAAUCAAGUUUAUGUUUGGUCGGAUUCAUAAAGGCAUAUCACAACCGAUAUUUCAGUCUUUGAAGAAAGCUUACUUAUUGAGGAUAUCCCGUACUAGUACUUCGAAAAUGUCUGUCCCCUUCCAGUACCCUCAAGUCUACCGUGACGAGGCAGUUGUGGAUGACUACCACGGUAACAAGAUCCCUGACCCAUACAGCUGGUUGGAGGACCCCGACAGUGAAAAGACUCAGGCGUUUGUCAAUGCCCAGAACAAGUUGACUUUGCCUUUUCUGGAACGCUGUGAGGUGCGAGACCUGUUCAAGGAGCGCAUGACUGAGCUGUACGACUACCCCAAAUACAGCUGCCCAUUCAAAAGAGGGAGCCGGUAUUUCCACUUCUACAACACGGGCCUUCAGAACCAGAGUGUCAUGUAUGUUCAGGAGAGUCUGGAUGCAGAGCCCACCAUUUUCCUGGACCCGAAUACCUUCUCUGAGGAUGGAACUGUGGCACUACGAGGCUACGCCUUCUCAGAGGACGGCGAGUACCUUGCCUACGGCACCAGUGCUAGCGGCUCGGACUGGGUGGAGAUCCGCUUCCUGCGGGUGGAGGGUGCCGUGACCCUGGAGGACCGGCUGGAGCGGGUCAAGUUCAGCUGCAUGUCCUGGACCCACGACGGCAAGGGCCUGUUCUACAACUCCUACCCCGUGCAGGAGGGCAAGAGCGACGGUACGGAGACAUCCACCAACCUGCACCAGAAGCUCUACUUUCAUGUGCUUGGGACCCCCCAGUCCAAGGACUGCCUGUGUGCCGAGUUUCCUGAGCACCCCAAGUGGAUGAGCGGGGCCGAGGUUUCAGAUGACGGGCGCUAUGUACUCCUGUCUAUCAGGGAGGGCUGUGACCCUGUCAACCGGCUGUGGUACUGUGACCUCCACACCACUCCUCAGGGCAUUACAGGGAUGUUGCCGUGGGUGAAGCUGAUUGACAACUUCGAGGCCGAGUACGAGUACGUGACCAACGAGGGCACGCUGUUCACAUUCAAGACCAACCUGGAAGCGCCGCGUUACCGCCUCAUCAACAUCGACUUUGCCUUGCCGGACGCUAGCAACUGGAGAGAGCUCAUUGGCCAACACGACAAAGACGUCAUCGUGUUUGCCACCUGCACGUACAACAGCUUCCUGUUCGUAUGCUUCCUGCACGAUGUGAAGAACGUGCUGAAGAUGUACCUGCUCAGCUCGGGAGAGGAGCUGAGGACCUUCGCCCUGGACGUGGGCUCCGUGGUGGGCUUCACCGGCCGCAAGAGGGACUCAGAGAUCUUCUACUACUUCACCUCCUUCCUCUCGCCAGCCAUCAUCUAUCACUGUGACCUGACCCAGGAGCCCCUGCAGCCCCACGUGUUCAGAGAGGUCACCGUGAAGGGCUUUGAGCCCUCCGACUACCAGACCACACAGGUGUUCUACCCCAGCAAAGACGGCACCCAGAUUCCCAUGUUCAUAGUCCACAAGAAGGGCAUCACGCUGGACGGCUCUCACCCAGCCUUCCUCUACGGCUAUGGCGGCUUCAACAUCUCCAUCACGCCUAGCUACAGUGUGUCUCGGCUCAUCUUUGUGAGACACAUGGGCGGAGUUCUGGCCGUGGCCAAUAUCAGAGGUGGAGGGGAGUAUGGAGAGACUUGGCACAAAGCGGGCAUGCUGGCCAACAAGCAGAACUGCUUCACAGACUUCCAGUGUGCAGCAGAGUACCUCAUCAAGGAGGGCUACUCCUCUCCGUCCAAGCUCACCAUCAACGGGGGUUCCAACGGGGGCCUGCUCGUAGCGGCCUGUGUGAACCAGCGGCCAGAGCUGUUUGGCUGUGCCGUGGCCCAGGUGGGAGUCAUGGACAUGCUCAAGUUCCACAAGUUCACCAUUGGACACGCCUGGACCACCGACUUUGGCUGCUCCGAGAUCAAAGAGCAGUUUGAGUGGCUCAUAAAAUACUCCCCCCUCCACAACAUCCGCAUCCCAGAGGGGGAGGGCGUCCAGUACCCCUCGGUGCUCCUGCUCACGGGCGACCACGACGACCGCGUGGUCCCGCUCCAUUCGCUCAAGUACAUUGCCACCCUGCAGCACGUGGUGGGCCGCUGGGCCAAGCAGACCAACCCCCUGUUCAUCCACGUGGACACCAAGUCGGGCCACGGCGCCGGCAAGCCCACCAGCAAGGUCAUCCAGGAGGUGGCCGACACCUACGCCUUCAUAGCUCGCUGCCUUAAAAUCUCCUGGGUCAAGUGAGGUACCCGUAACCCCCACCUCCCCACUCCCCCCCCCACCACCCUCUGUUUAAGGGGCAUUAUUUUCCGUUAUGUCGCUGAGUUUUACUACUUGCUUUGUGGAGGUUCUAACCCAAGUCAUUUAACGUGUUUAGCGCGUUUAGUAAACGAACUGUCACCGCUGACGUGACACUGCAGGACUUGGAAGUCAGUAUCAGAGAGGUCUCUCCUUCGAUGGGUGCUCCCCCCCCCCCCCCAGCCCCCCCUCCAUCUCCCAUCCACCACAGGCAGACUAUUUAUUUAUCAUUGGACAGGGUUGUACACCUGUAAUGAUUUCAGCAUGUAGAAUUUUUUUUAAGACUCACAGUAUUAGUAUCAAUGAUACUGUAUGGUUUAAGCGACUUUGUUUUCAAGAGGACUGUCACAAGAGUGCCAGUCUCCUUUUGCUGUGUGUGUGUGUGCUUGUGAGUGAGUGAGUGUGUGUGCACACAUGGGCGUGUAUAAAUGUUCACAUAUUGUCAGAUUAACAUUGAUUUCUACCUCCUGGAAAUGUGGGAAAUAAACAACAAUUCCACCAUUUCAAUAAACAAUUUUUGAACAGA
Messenger RNA from Hypomesus transpacificus, 2955 nucleotides. Its product is annotated as prolyl endopeptidase. The transcript is spliced from 15 exons. Bases 144 to 2375 code for a protein of 743 amino acids. Gene Ontology annotation, molecular function: serine-type endopeptidase activity; oligopeptidase activity. Gene Ontology annotation, cellular component: cytosol. NCBI's taxonomy places the organism in Eukaryota, Metazoa, Chordata, Actinopteri, Osmeriformes, Osmeridae. The record is from RefSeq and is a predicted model, not a curated record. Gene Ontology annotation, biological process: proteolysis.